AUGGGCCUUGGAAUUGACACGAGCCCACGGCACAGGCAAGAGGAACAUUUCCAGAACAACUCACCAGGAGUGAAACAGCAGCCGAAGAAGGGAGCACCUGUUCUCUCAUCGUUUGAUUGGUGGGGCAUUUGUGCUUCCACAAUCGCACGAGCACGCCUUCUUCACCCAUCCAACAAGCCGUCUGCCGACACGCUCGCUCGUAGCGUGGUAUUCUCCGGCAGGUCGAGGACGAGCAGUGGGGAUCCUUCCCCUGUCGCACCUUGCUCUCUCCCUUUCUUGCCCAGCGUGUCAGGCAUGUCCAAAUAUGAAGGAGACAACUACUGCACACUACAGGCCACCACAGAUACCGGAGAGGAACAAGCGUCAUCACGCCUCGGCGAUGCGGUUUCAGAGGUUGGAAACACCGAUCAGGAGAGGCAAGAAGAAGACGAGGCCACUCCCGGCAUCGAUGACACCGACGUGAAAAAAGAGCCGGAGGAGCUGGAACAAGAAGAGGAGGCAAGGCCACGCAAGCGCGAGUUCGGGGGUAUGGCCAAGGCUCUCUGCCGGUACAGCGCCUGGACAGCUAGCAGCCGGCAACCCAACCACGCUGAAAGCGAUUCAUCCAAGCGCCAAAGGAAGGGCUCCGCGCCAGGCACAAAGGCGCAAUGCGGCAGUGGUGGGGCAGCGGCUGCACACAAGACGGCGACGAAAUUGUCAACACCUGUGAUCGCCAGACACCGUGGACGGGGACAACCAAGCUGCGAGGAGAUCGGCUGCUCAAUGCGGCCAUCGUACGGCAAAGACAACAGCAAGAAGGCGGAAUUCUGCUCUCAGCAUGCGAAGCAGGGUAUGGUUAAUGUCGUUCACAAGAGGUGCGGUCAUACAGCGUGCUCCACCAGGCCGUCGUAUGGUGACGCCGGCAGCAAGAAGGCAGAGUUUUGCUCUCAACAUGCGAAGCAGGGUAUGGUUAACGUUCGCAACAAGAGGUGCGGUCAUACAGCGUGCUCCACCAGGCCGUCGUAUGGUGACGCCGGCAGCAAGAAGGCAGAGUUUUGCUCUCAACAUGCGAAGCAGGGUAUGGUUAACGUUCACAACAAGAGGUGCGGUCAUCCAGCGUGCUUCGCUAGGCCGUCGUAUGGUACAGCCGGCAGCAAGGCGGAGUAUUGUUCUCGGCACGCGAAGCAGGGCAUGGUCAAUGUCGAUCACAAGAGGUGCGGCCAUCCAGGUUGCAUGAAGCAGGCAUCAUAUGGUACACCCGGCAGCAAGAAGAGGGAGUUCUGCUCCCGGCACGCGAAGCAGGGCAUGCAUUGUGUCAGCAACAAGACGUGCGGUCAUCCAGGUUGCAUGAAGCAGGCGUCGUAUGGUGAUACCGUCGGCAGGAAGGCGGAGUUCUGCUCCCAGCACGCGAAGCAGGGCAUGCUUAGUGUCGUUCACAAGAGGUGCGGCCAUCCAGGUUGCAUGAAGCAGCCGUCAUAUGGUGACGCCGGCAACCGGAAGGCGGAGUUCUGCUCUCCACACGCGAAGGAGGGCAUGAUUGACGUAAGAAAUGGAAUACGCCAGAGGUCACGGCUUACGGUAUAACUCAGAGUGCGCUGUUACGCCGGUGUCCCAAACGUUGAGUGAUGCGGGAUGCACGAUUAGUAGACUGCGCAAGCGUUCGACCCAGUCUUAUUUAGUUGGCGUUGUGCUUAUUCAUGUCCAUGGUCACGGUCUGGAUGGUCGUGCAGGAGAUGCACCUAGGCAUACGUCCGCGUUUUUCUCCUUCGCGAACCUGUAGACAAGAUGCAGGCGCGCGAGGGCGGCACAAGGUGCACCACUUGAAACAGCCAAGCGCUUGGAGGCGAAGUAGACGCCAUAUGUCGUGUCACUGCCUGUGGAGAAGUACCGAGGUUUGAGCGCUUGGUGUCAUGAUCAGUGU
This is a messenger RNA of Ectocarpus siliculosus, 1900 nucleotides long. Lineage: Eukaryota; Phaeophyceae; Ectocarpales; Ectocarpaceae. The record is from the annotation of a GenBank genome assembly.